This is a messenger RNA of Phialemonium atrogriseum, 1423 nucleotides long. RefSeq lists its product as uncharacterized. The record is from RefSeq and is a predicted model, not a curated record. Lineage: Eukaryota; Fungi; Ascomycota; Sordariomycetes; Cephalothecales; Cephalothecaceae. The transcript is spliced from 2 exons. Bases 38 to 1000 code for a protein of 320 amino acids.
CUGCUUUACCCCACCAUUUCUCACAACUGUGCUCUGUAUGACGCUUGUGGUUGCGUCCAACUCAGUACGCCGGGCUACACCAGGAAUCAUGGACAGCUCUGCCACCGCAAGCGAUAUCAACCCGAGUGCAGCCACAGAAACAGUCACAGAAACGAAUGAUUGCGUGGAGCGGGACGCACCCACGGACAGACAGGCAGAUGCGAACACAGACGACACAGACGUGAGCAAGCAACAAGGCUCCGUUCCUGUCCCCAAGGCCGAGGAUGUGCUACCAGGCCUGAGAAUCUUCGAAGGUCGUGCCAGCAUUGGAGUAGAUGAUGUAAGGGAGGUCAUCAGGCUACUCAACGCCGCCGACAUCCCAGCCUGCGUCGUCGACGUAAAUGCGCUGCGCUACUAUGGGGCCGGACGAGUUACAUGGGAGUGGGAUAUUUGCGUCCCGGCCCACCAGCUUGGAGAUGCCGAGCGGAUUUUCAAGGAGAACGAUGACUACGAACCUGCCAAGCCACCUCCGCCACUGAUGAAGUCCUUCCGUCACCUGAACCCCAUUUUCAAGCUGAAGGGUGCCGGGUUCUUCUUCAUCCUCACUCCGUCCUCGCGGUGCUUCAUCGAUCCCCGACCCGAGUACUGCGAGCUCAGCAGGAAAGGCAUCCCCUACCCGCAGAUGCCGCAGUUUGGCCGGUCUCUGCUGGUGUUGCAGAACGGCAGCAACCUGGCCGACUUCAUUGACGGCAUGAACUUGGAUGAGGCGUGGGGAGAAGAAAACAUCGAUUUCGACGACUUGCAGCCAAAGGGGAUCGAGUUUAUGAAGGCUCAGAAUGUGGAGCUACAGACCAGGGAUUUGGGCGAGUUCAAUGUCAACGUCGAUUUUAGGAGAUUGUGGAACGAGGUUGUCAGGGAGAAGGAGAGGCGCAUUGAGCCAAUGAAGAAGGGCCGGUAUAAGACUCGUUGGCGGAGGAUAAAGAACGACACGGAUCCACGGCAAAGAGACAGGCCUUUCUAACACGUCGUCAUAAGGUGUCAUAUCAAACGCUGCCUCGAACUGAACUAAUUUCAUGGUACAGUAUUAAAAAUUGCGGUGCUAAUUAGAGCCUGUCGUGAUUUUUGGGCCAAUAUUUGACACUUCCCGCUUCUUAGCUUCCCCUUUUUUCUCUGCACGGUAUAGUGUCGACGGAGAGUUGGACACGGUCGUUCACUGCUGUCACCCAGCCUUGGUCUUGCAUUUCCUAAGCUUAGACAACCUAUUCUCGAUAGCCGACAUUUAAAUGUUGAAGAAAAGGCUAAUAUAAUAUAGGACAACCAGCCGUGCUAAUUCUUAGUGUUAACUACUUGGUGGAAUUUCCUCAAUUCAAUUUAACUAUAUUCAGAACAGUUAUGACAAGAGAUACACAACUUGUUUUGGGCAAACUAAAUAUAUACAAUGCAG